GGUUAUAUGGCUAAUACACUCCCCGACGUGAGUAUAGGUAAGAUGGAAGAGAGUAGAAGAGAGUCCUAGUGGGGAAAGCAAGCUUGGUGGCGAUACGGGGUACGUAUCGAAGUAGGCACCUAUCUACCUAAGUACUACUUUGGAGCGUUCCUUUCUAUCUUCCCCUCUUUUGACUUUAACAAUUUCCUCUAGGAUAACCGUUAGCUUCAUUCGUCUUCCUUUCAUAGUUUGAAACACCUGGUUGCAUUUUGGAAAUAUCAACGUUACCAAAAACACUCUUCUCAAGCGACAAGGUCGGAUUGGAAACCAGAUGAGCAAUGGAGUCCCACUUAAGAACCUCACACUCCCUCUACUCACGUGACCAACCAACAUCCUAAACCAUGGCGAACGAAGGAUCUGGGUCUCAGAUCCAGGAGGCUACACCGAGUACCACGAUACCUGCGGAUAAAGCUAUAACGUAUAGAUUGCAAGGUGUACCCCCUAGGUUCAGCAAAAGCGGUCUAGAAGAUGCUCUUAAAUCAGCUCUAAAUCUUGAGGCUGGCGUCACAUUCAAGGUCAAAUCUCUUGCGGACGAUCCCUCUCCAGGAGUAUCUACGAAAAGAAUUGCCACUCUAGAUUUCUCACGGAAUCCAAAAAGAUUUUCCGAAAACCCUAUACGUGGAGGCUGGCCUAUUCAAAUAGGGGUUGAUGAUGUGAUCCAUUUCGAUACCUGUUUUCAAGGAUGGACGCCACUACACUCUACACCGGAUGACCAAUGCACCACUGACUUGAUUGCAGUAUCUGGUCUUGCAAGUCAUGCCUUCGGGUCGUUGAAGGCAAGAAACGGAUCGUAUAUGUGGUUGCGAGACGCCCUUCCUGUCCAGUUUCCUAAAAUGAGAAUUUUCAUAUAUGGAUUCGACUCCCAGUUGAAAGAAAGCGAGUCUACUCAGAACUAUGACGAUGUAGCAAACCGGUUCCAGACGAGCAUCAGAAAUAUAAGAACCUUUUCACGGGACAAUGAUGGGAGACCAGGCCCUAGCCAUCCAAGACCAAUCAUACUUCUCGGCCACAGCCUAGGUGGGAUUAUCAUUAAACUCACACUGUAUCGAAUGGCCGAAGGUGAUGAAUAUUCGGACCGAGUCAACCUGAUGUCUACCUGCGGAAUGCUUCUCUUCGGUGUUCCCAAUUAUGGAAUGGAAAUUAGCCACUUGGCUGCCAUAGUGGAAGAUUCGGCAAACCGGACCUUCGUCCAGCAACUAGACAAAACAUCAGACAUUCUGAAAAUUAUUCGAGACAAGUUCCCUUCUGUGCUUCCUUUCAAAGAUGCGAGAAUCUACUCCUUCUAUGAAACGAUGCAUUCACCGACCGCCAAGAUAGAGGAUGACGGCAAAUUGAAACUGACGGGGAAACCUGUCCAACUCGUCGACACCGCUUCCGCAACUUAUGGAAGACCUGGGGAAGAUGGUGGAAACCACAUACAUCCGAUUAACAGGAUCCAUUCAGAUCUAGUCAAAUUUACCUCUGAAUAUGACGAAGACUACAAGCUUGUCUUGGGUUGCCUCCGAGACAUAGAAAAGAACGCUUGCAGAAUCAUUAAGAAUAGAUUUAUCUCACCACGGGAUAUGAUUCGAUCCCUUGUAGACUCCGUAAGGAUAGGCAAGUUUAUGGAGGUACUAUCGACAGUUGAUCAAAACAAACACAAACCUACAUUACGGGCCUCUGCCGACAAACCAAACGCCUCCUGGGUCUUAGGAAAUGUGGACUAUCAACUUUGGGAGAACUCUAACAAUUUUUCGGACAGUCGACCCCGAGUUCUGUUGAUAACCGGGCCUCCUAAAUGCAAUAUACAUCAAGUCUUGACGUACAUUUCGAGCAUAACUGCACAGAAACCAAAACAUUAUGUUCUCUAUUUCACCCAUUCAGCCAUAAAUAAAGGAAAACCGACUUCAACACAGUUCAUCCAUACUCUCCUCUAUCAAAUCAUAAGCUUGUUGCCGGCAGACAAGCAGAUACCAGUCAUCAAAAGUUUCUUGAGCCACACUAUCGAAGGCAUUAUCAAGGAAACGAACGAUGAAAAUCAACUACUUCCACUUCUAAAGCAAAAGACUUCAAGUGGGAAGAUAAAUAUGAUCCUCAAUGAAGCGGUUGACCAAUGUCGGGCCGCUCUUUGUGAUGUUCUUACUGAUAUGAAUGAGUGCGAGAUAUUACUCGUUGUUGAUGGCUUGGUUGGAGCCGACACUAAGGAACACGACUUCCUGAAUAGUCUCUCUAUAUUCGUCAACAACCUACACCGCCUAAACCCAAAGGCUAAGACGUUGCUUACAAGCCAAGUUAAGGACGAGAUAAAGGGAUUUGGUACACUCCUUCAUAUUGAAUAUGACCAGGAAAGGCAAGAAUGUCUUCGUAGUCUACGCUUCGACAAUACUCGCUUCAAAAAUAUCUCGAAGCAGCAGUACGGCACUUUGGAAUGGUUUUGGUCCUCCCCAGAGUAUAAGGGAUGGUCAACUGCGGAAACCUCUUCCAUUUUGCUCAUACAAGGGAAACCUGGCAGUGGAAAAAGCACCCUUGCAAAGCAUUUCAAUGACAAUCUCAGAGAACGGGAACUGGCCACAGAGCCGGCUGUUGUAGCCAAGUAUUUCUAUAGUGCUAGGGAAGGCGAGCUCCAUACUAGUCACUAUAGUAUGCUUCGGUCGAUUCUUUUCGACAUCAUAGCUCAGGACGAGUCUUUCUUUUACCCAGCUUUUCAAUCUGAGUAUCGAAAGGAAUUGAAGGGGCGUACACCUGGCACGCCUCUUAACUGGCAAUAUAGUCGGUUGAAAGAAACACUCUUGUUGUUGCGGGAUCACAGUCCCGGAAAACAACUCUAUCUGAUUAUCGACGCAGUCGACGAGGCUGACGAUGAAGAUAGACGCGAUAUAUUCGGAAUCCUAUUUCGCAUCUGUUCUGAAGCCACAGGUUGUAUCCUGAAACUAUUCAUUGCUAGCCGGCCGGUAGGAGUACUCGAUCGUCUGGUUAUGAAAUACAAGAAUAUCGCCAAGGUUCUAACGCUACAGCAUUAUACACGGUCGGACAUUCGUAAUUUCACUUGUUCUUUCGUCAGAGAGCUUGAAUUCGAUGAAUACUACGAGGAAGCAGUUGAAUACAUUGUCAAGAAUGCACAAGGCGUGUUUGUCUGGGUCGAAUUGGUUCGAAGGCAACUCUUGAAGUUCAACGAGCAAGCGCGACCUAUUCAGGAUGUCCUUAAGUAUCUGAAAGGUCUGCCCCUUGAGUUGAAGGCCAUGUACAAACGCAUGUUACAGGAACUUCUGAGAGAAGAUGAGGACAUACUUAGGCGCAGUAGAACGAUAUUUAUAUUCGUUCUCUUUGCACGCCGUCCUCUCGCACUUGACGAACUAAUCCAUGCUACUUGCACUUGGGAUGAACAUCCAGAAUUUACGUCAUCUCAUACACUCCUCAACAACAUGGCUCGGGCAAAGCAAUUUUACAUCACUGUGUGUGGAGGGAAUUUCAUAGAAUAUAUUGAAGAGACUAAGACUGUUCAAGUUAUUCACCACACAGUCCGUGAAUUCUUUUUUACCGAUGAUGGCAUAUCAAAGUCCGUACUCUGGUCGAACAUAGAAGAUGCGCACAUUCAUAUCUCGAGAACAUGCUUACGAUAUAUUCAACUUUGGUCGAGUAGCUUACCUUACAUUGAUGAACGAACUCCACAGAUUCGAAGCCCUCCCUUUACUUCAUGGACUUCAACAAACUUUGAAGAUUGUGCGCAAUACUUUGAUGGGGCGAUUCUAACACUCUUUGCCUUGGACUAUCUCGGAUUUCACAUAAAUCGCUGCAGCGGGAAGAGUGCUGUACGAGAUGCCGUUUCGGAGUUCCUUGACAAAUUCACUAAUACUCCAGCCGCUUACCUUCUCAAUGGCUGGCCAAGUUCAUUUCUAAAACAAAGUUUCCCGAGUAUCAUAAACGAAAUUCAAGCAGACCGUUUUAUGGUUGAAAUGUUACAAGCUGCUUCAACAAAACGGUUUUAUACGACACUCCGAAUGCUACUAGUGGUUGGAUCAGGUAUCGUCUUAAGCAACCGGAAUGAACAGACAGCGUUGAAACUUGCGAUACAACGUGGGUGCAAGGUGUUAAAUAAUCUGUGGGGACAGCGGACGAUAGUACCGAAUCCGCCAACCCGUUAAUUCAUUUUAUGUAUUAUGAUGUAUAUUGUAUAAAUGCAUAAUAAGCUUUAAUUAUUAAUAUUAUAUUUUAUUAUUUAAAAAA
Molecule: messenger RNA, 4242 nt
Organism: Annulohypoxylon truncatum
Lineage: Eukaryota; Fungi; Ascomycota; Sordariomycetes; Xylariales; Hypoxylaceae
Exons: 7
Coding region: 381-4160 (1259 amino acids)
Source: RefSeq, a predicted model, not a curated record